Messenger RNA from Hyalella azteca, 1242 nucleotides. Its product is annotated as repetitive proline-rich cell wall protein 1-like. The record is from RefSeq and is a predicted model, not a curated record. The transcript has 2 exons. Lineage: Eukaryota; Metazoa; Arthropoda; Malacostraca; Amphipoda; Hyalellidae. Bases 1 to 1242 code for a protein of 413 amino acids.
AUGUUUAUUAAAGCGUUCGAUGAUCAGCACCAGACACCCCCUGUCUACACACCACCCGUCUACACACGACCCGUCUACACACCACCCGUCUACACACCUCCUGUCUACACACCACCCGUCUACACACCACCCGUCUACACACCUCCUGUCUACACACCUCCUGUCUACACACCUCCUGUCUACACACCCCCUGUCUACACACCACCCGUCUACACACGACCCGUCUACACACCACCCGUCUACACACCUCCUGUUUACAUACCACCCGUCUACACACCACCUGUCUACACACCCCCUGUCUACACACCACCCGUCUACACACCACCCGUCUACACACCUCCUGUCUACACACCACCCGUCUACACACCACCUGUCUACACACCUCCUGUCUACACACCACCUGUCUACACACCACCGGUCUACACACCACCUGUCUACACACCCCCUGUCUACACACCCCCUGUCUACACACCGCCUAUCUACACACCUCCUGUCUACACACCUCCUGUCUACACACCCCCUGUCUACACACCCCCUGUCUACACAUCUCCUGUCGACACACCACCUGUCUACACACCUCCUGUCUACACACCUCCUGUCUACACAACCCCUGUCUUUACACCCCCUGUCUACACACCCCCUGUCUACACACCUCCUGUCGACACACCUCCUGUCUACACACCCCCUCACCCCCUGUCUACACACCUCCUGUCUACACACCCCUCACCCCCUGUCUACACACCUCCUGUCUACACACCACCUGUCUACACACCCCCUGUCUACACACUCCUUGUCUACACACCUCCUGUCUACACACUCCCUGUCUACACACCUCCUGUCUACACACCUCCUGUCUACACACCUCCUGUCAACACACCUCCUGUCUACACACCCCCUGUCUACACACCACCCGUCUACACAUCCCCUGUCUACAUACCCUCUGUCUACACACAACCUGUCUACACACUCCCUUCACCGCAACGCUGCAGGGACAGUAUUGUGUCCCAGAGACGCUGCAGGGACAGUAUUGUGUCCCAGAGACGCUGCAGGGACAGUAUUGUGUCCCAGAGACGCUGCAGGGACAGUAUUGUGUCCCAGAGACGCUGCAGGGACAGUAUUGUGUCCCAGAGACGCUGCAGGGACAGUAUUGUGUCCCANGCGGUUGGGGGCGGGGGGGGCGACACCUGCCGCGGAUGUGCUGCUCGUGUGAACUUCCUGAGUCGCGACGCGUGGCCGCGUUAA